Molecule: messenger RNA, 2046 nt
Organism: Metarhizium album ARSEF 1941
Lineage: Eukaryota; Fungi; Ascomycota; Sordariomycetes; Hypocreales; Clavicipitaceae
Product: Fructose-2,6-bisphosphatase
Exons: 4
Coding region: 1-2046 (681 amino acids)
Biological process (GO): fructose 2,6-bisphosphate metabolic process; fructose metabolic process
Cellular component (GO): cytosol
Molecular function (GO): ATP binding; 6-phosphofructo-2-kinase activity
Source: RefSeq, a predicted model, not a curated record
AUGCCGUUUGCUGUGGCUCGUCCCAGACAAGACGUCAGCGUGCGCCUCCGACAAGCAAAACAGUCCGAACUCGCCAAGCUUGUCAUGCGAAACCAGUUCGGUGUCGCCUCGUCUCGCUCUGCAACCUCGCCUACGUCCUCGGAGCCUGAGCAGCAUCCUGCUGUUCAGCCUCCUUCUCAUCCUUCAGAUGGCGCCUCCGAUCCUCAACCUCAGCUGCAGUCGCAUGGCACCACCCAAUGCUGCUCCAUGUCUGCCCCUGUAGCCAUACCCGCCGUGGCUUCCGCAGUCAGGAUGAUGAAGGACCUAACCGACACCCCUCCGCUGUCGCAGAGCGUCAACUCUACCGCUCCCAGCUCGCCACGCAUCCCGCCGUUGCGCCAGAACUCGGGCGUUCAGACGCCGAGAGUGCGACCUCAUGCAACGACCCUCAACAUUCCCGGCAUGACCAGGUCCCGUGUCUCUCCCGACGGCAGAAUUCCCCAAAGAGACGUUGCAGCAAAGCUCGUAAUUGUCAUGGUCGGUCUUCCUGCCCGUGGCAAAUCCUACAUCACCAAAAAGCUUCAACGGUAUCUUUCGUGGCAGCAGCAUGAAUCGCGAAUCUUUAAUGUCGGUAACCGCAGGCGUCAUGCGGCUGGAAUCAAGUCUGCAACUUGCGCCAACCCUGGCCAGGAGCAUCAGCGCCCGAACCUCCCAGUUGAAGCUGCCACUAUUCUGUUGAACGGCGUGCCAGCCUCCGACAAUGACAUUCCUCUCGAUCAAGCAGAGCCUACUGCUUUGAACUUGAACUCGACACACAGUGAGGGCCACGAAGCAGUAGACCAGUCCGCCAAAUUUUUCGACCCGAAUAACGAGAAGGCUGCGGCAAUGAGGAACCAGGUGGCCAUGGAAACCCUGGACGAGCUGCUCGACUAUCUUUUGAACCAGGGCGGCGCUGUUGGCAUUCUCGACGCUACAAAUAGCACAAUUAAGCGGCGGCAGCAAGUUGUUGACCGCAUCAGAGAGCGUGAACCCAAACUCGGCAUUCUUUUCAUUGAAAGUAUAUGCAGAGAUCCCCAUCUACUCGAGGCAAAUAUGCGCCUAAAGCUGUCUGGUCCCGACUAUUGCAACAAGGACCCCAUCAAAUCGCUGGAAGACUUCAAGGCCAGAGUUGCGGCGUAUGCCAGCGCAUAUGUGCCUCUGGGUGAGUAUGAGGAGGAGAACGACCUACAGUACAUUCAGCACCGUCUGAAGGGUUUCCUCAGCGGUGGCAUCAGCACAUACCUUUCAAGCUUCAAUCUCUCCCCGCGGCAGAUUUGGAUCACUCGCCACGGGCAAAGCGUGGAUAAUGAGCUCGGCAAGCUUGGCGGCGACUCCAUCCUCACUGAGAGAGGUCAUUGUUACGGCCUGGCGCUGUACAAAUUCAUCACCCAGAAGCGCAAGGAGUGGCUUAUGGAGCAAAAGAGCAAACUGGCCCAGGCAACGUUCCCACCUCUCCCGGGCGACAAUACACCUCCAUAUCCGGAUAUGCACAAGGACUUGAACGAAAAGAACUUUUGUGUCUGGACCUCGAUGCUUCAGCGCAGCGUAGAAACUGCCGAAUACUUUGAUGCCGAUGACGAUUACGACGUCAAGAACUGGGAAAUGCUUAAUGAGUUGAACACGGGGCAGUUUGAAGGCAUGACCUAUGACGAAAUCGCUCGAAAGUAUCCAGAGGAGUUUCAUAAGCGCAACGCGGAUAAACUCAACUACAUCUACCCGGGUGUCGGUGGCGAAGGUUACCUCCAGGUCAUCAGCCGCCUGCGUGACAUGGUCAGGGAGAUUGAGCGCAUCACUGAUCAUGUGUUGAUAAUUGGCCAUCGUUCAGUUUGUCGAGUGCUGAUGGCCUACUUCAUGGACCUGACAAGAGAGGAUAUUACUGACAUGGAUGUACCUCUUGGAAUGCUCUAUUCCAUUGAACCCAAGCCAUAUGGCAUUGCCUUCCACGCAUACAAGUACAAUGAGGCGAAAGGCUGGUUUGACGAAAUGCCCAAUUACAGACCUCAAAAGGCCGCCCGCGGAAGCGUCUAA